AUUUUUAGAGUAUGUAUAUAUUUAAAUAUAUAAAAAUAUAUUGUGCAAAUGUUCAAACAUUGACAUAGAGAGAGAGAGAGAGAAAAAAAGAUAGUGAAACAAUAUAUUUAGUCAUAGAAAUAUAUAGUAUCUAAUAUCUAAACCUAAGAUAAUUCAGUGUUAUUUUUUUUAAUAAAUAAAUAUUCAACAAUGAAUAAGAUUUAUAAUAUUAUUGCAAGACGAUCGAUCUUUCAAACCACUCGUUUGCUUUAUUCUGGUCAUUAUCAAAUAAGACUUUAUUAUCAUGUCAAUCGUGAUAUUUGGAUGAAUAAUAUUAUACAGGAUGGUCUUAAUUUAUCUAUAAUAAAAAGAUUUAAACACAAAAGGAAAGAUUCGGUAAAGAAAGUACAAGAGGAUGAUUUUGAAUCUGAUGAGGAAGAUGAAUCAGAUACUGAAUUAGACGAAUCACAGAAUAAAAGUAUAAUAACAAAUAUUAAAGUUAAUUCUUUACGUGUAGAUUCUAUAAUUAAAAAUGCAAUUGGUACAUCACGCAAAAAUAUAGAGACUGCAUUUUAUGAGAGUAAAAUUCGUAUUAAUGAGAAAAAAGUGCUGAAAAUGUCUACAGAGGUUAAACUUAACGAUGAAAUUGAUGUUAUCCGUGAUCGACCUAACAAAAAUAUAAAUCAGCUUAUAAUUUCACGAAUUAAAAUUUUAUCAAUUACUCCAAUAUCGGGUGCUCUUAGGAUUAAAAUAUCUAAAGAUAAAAAUUUAUUAAUCGAUGAUUAUACACAAUCGUAGAAAAGUUAAAUUGGCCUUAAUCAAUUGAAAAUUUAUAUCCCUUUUGAUGAUAAAUCUUUCAAAUCAUCGAUAAUAUCUUGAAUAUUUGAAAAAGAUUGGAUACGAUCGAAAACAUAUUUUUUAUCAACAAUAUCUAAAUAUGGUAAGAAUGCAAUUGCUAAAUGUGGCUGUUGACAUUGAAAACAAUAAUUUAAAAUAUCAUUAAAUUUUAAUUCGUAUGUAAUAGGACACGAAUAUAAAAGACAGAAGGCCAUUAUACAAGUAUCUAUUUGUUCCAAUGAUGGUGUUAUAUCCAUUUUACUAAAUGGUUCUGCUAUAACAACUUGCCAAGCUAAUUUAUAUCCUUUGCAUGUUGUAACAAUGCUCAUAUUACGUAUCCGUGGUAAAAUUUCCAUUAAUUCGUUUAUCUUAACAGAGACGACAUUUUUGAUAAAAAAAAAAAAAAAAAUAUUAUUGUAAAAUUAAAUAAUAUAAUAAUUUUAUGUGAUAUUUCUUACCAUAAGUAAUGUAGCCAUUUGUGUCAGGCAUUUGUCCCAAAUGUUAUAAUCAUUUAUAUCGUAAUCCGUACAAAUUUCAAUAAUUAAAAUUAAAGCUUGUCGUGAAUAAUAUUGAGUAUUAAAUAACAUUUGUACAAGUUCAUUUUUAGAACUUGUUUCAAAUGUAAUUAUAUUAUAUCCUAAUCCUAAAGCUUCCAAUUUGCUUAAAUAUUUUAAAGUUUUUGUAUAUUGCCUGUAAAUAUAUGAAAUUGUUAGAUUAUAAUAUGUUGAAAAAAUAUAAACAUUAAAAUUAUAUGUGUACAAUUAACUUAUACCUAACAGUAAUUAUUUCUCGUUUAAUUAACUGCUGUAAAGUUAUUGGAUCUAUAAUAGAUUGCAGAACGUCUAAUGCUCUAUAUCGCAUUUCAUAGCUAUAAUCGUUUUCAUUGCUUUCACCAAAACCUAUGUCUAUUAAAAGAUGUACUGAUAAAUUUACAUCUCCAUGUUGAAGCAUAUAACAAGCUCUGUAAAAAAGAAGAUUUGUCAUAUAAUUCAAUAUAAUUUAUUAUUGAGAUAAAUAAUAUUAAUUUAAUAUAUUACCUGCAUAAAUUAUUAUCAGAAACUGUACUGAUGUCUGAACGUGUCAAAUUAGAAAGUACAUCUGUAAAACUUUGAUCAAAUUUAAUCUGUUCAGAAUCUGUAUGUAACCAUUCUUGAAGUAAUUGAAAACGCAAUUUAACUAAAUUCAAAUUAAAGAGAUGACCUAAAGCAUCAACUGCCGAAUUAAUAUCAGGUCUAAGAUCAAUGGCGCUUCUAUAUCUUAAUGGUAUACUAUCAUCCAUAUAUAAUGUUUUAAUUAAUUCAGAUGGAUAUGAAAUCAAUGAAAUAUAAGUAUCUUUUCCCAAACCAUGUGUUCGCAAAAUAUGUUCAGCUGUAAAUCUUAAAUAUUUAAAUCGUAUUUUCUGCAAUAAAAAGAAAUAUACCAUUGAUAAUAUUUUUACAAAUAUAUUUAUGAUUUUUAUCGAAGACAAAAAGAAACAAAAAAAAAAAAAAAAGAUUACUAACUUCUAACAAAUCUUCUUCGAAGUUUGUAGAUUGUUGAACUGCUGUUUCCGCAUAUGUAAAACAUUGUUGUAUUGCGGCAACUCGAUCUGCACCUAUUAAAUGUAAUUUUAAAGAAUUUAAAUGUUAAUUCAAGAUUCAAAUGUUAAUUUAAAAAUAACAUUUAUAUAUAUAAACGUUAUAAAUAAUUAUAAAUAAUUAUAAAUAUAAAGUUAUGUUGGAUAUACCAGGUGGUGUAUAAUUUACAACAUAGUAUAGUGCAGCAGUUGCAUAAUAUAAUGCAUUUGGUCCCAUUCGUUCUAUACACUUCAAUACAUUUUCAAGGAAGAUAUUGUUUUUAGGAUGAAGUGACCAUUCUGUAAUUCUUUUGCUAUUCAAUGGUCCCCAUUCUUGUAUAACUUCCUCCUUUAUAGCUACAGAACAUAUUAUAUGUGGUUCUAAUUUGAUAAUAGAUGCAAUGGUUAACCAUUUUUCAUAAGUUUUCAAAUUUAAUUCAGAUGCUAUAACAAAAAAGGAAAAACAUUAUUAAAAAAGUAAUAGAAUUAUAAUAAUUUAUAUAAUUUAUAAAUUUAUUAUUGUACGUAAUAUUACACGCAUACUUAUGAGUUUCCAGAUGUCAAUUUUUGGUAAAAAAGGAAUUCUAUAUUCUGCAAUAGCAGGUAAUGAUUUAUAUUCUGGAUUGAGACGCAUCCAUUCUUCUUGUUCUAUUAAUGUAGGUUGUCUAGAAAAAUAAAAUUACAUAUAAUUUUUCAAUGUGUUCAGAAUUCAACAAUUUAUCAUUUUCUAAGUUUUGUAUUUAAAUUAUUUACCCAUAUCGCGUAUAAUUUUGCAAAAAACAAAAAUAAUUUCUUGUUUCACUUGUUCCUAUUCCUAUCAGAUCCAUUAAAAUAAUAAAUGCUUCGUAAUGAUAGAAAUUAAUCUGCAUUACAAAAAAAUAAAUAUAAGACACUUUGGAUAUAUAUAUAUAUAUAUGUUUAUAUAUAAAUUUUAAUAGUAGACACUUACUUCUGACAACAUAUUUCGAGCACAUUGCUUUAAUGUACUCUUGUCUACAAUUUUUUUGGUCACAACAGUACAUUUUGUUCUUAAUUUGUUUAUCUCGUCUUGGUCAAUUUGCAAUUCUGAUUGAUAUACAAAAAGAAAAAAAAAUGAAUGUAACAUUUAGAAUAAAAUAUUUAAUUUAAAAAUAAAUAAUAUAAAUAUAAAUAUACACAAACAUAUUUUAAUACUUACCUUUCUUCCCAUUACAAAAAGAAAUUGUAAAUGUAGGAUUCCAAGUAUUUAAUAAUACUUGUAAAUAAAGUAUCAAGCAAUCGUCUAUAUCAAAUCCAAAACAUUCACAGAAAUCUUGUAGCAAUGGAAUAAUCUUGUUAUUAUUAUAAUUCAUUAAACGUGUUAAUAUUUGUCUUUUCUCUGUAUUAUCACUGAUAAAAAUCUCUGUAAAUAAAUAAAGAUAUUUUCAUAUAAAUAGAAUAAUUCCUUAUAUAUAUUUUAUUUAAUAUUAAUAAUAAGAAUAUACAAACCUUUGUACGUUAUUGAAUAAGCGGACAAUCUCUGUGCCCAAUAAUGUAACAUUUUAUACCAUUUAAAUGAUUCCAGGAGUGAUUGAUUUCUUUGUAAGUAAAAAUAUUCGUAACCUAAUAUUGAAAUCGUAGCAUGUCUUGAGUAAUCUGCUUGUAAUCUGUAAUCAUAAAGUUGACGUAUUAUAUUAUUUAGAAAUAUUUUUUAUAUGAUUAUUAUACUUACGAUUUAGAUGUUAUAGAAAGCCAUUUAGAUGCUUCUUGAUCGGAUAACAUAAAAAGACAGGAUAAACCAAGUUGUAAAUCAAAUUUUGGAGCAUUAAUCACUCUUUUCAAUAACCUUUUUAUAAUGUGUGAUAACAAUGAUUGUAUUUCAUUUAAUAUAUUUUGUUCCUUCGUUAAUGAAAAACAAAAACUGAAGUAUAAUGUUUUAACAAUUUUAAAUACUGCAUACUCAUUAUGUACAAGGCUAAUUUCAUUUAUUUUCUUAAGUAGAUUAUUCA
Vespa velutina is the source of this 4338-nucleotide messenger RNA. RefSeq lists its product as uncharacterized. The transcript is spliced from 5 exons. The record is from RefSeq and is a predicted model, not a curated record. Lineage: Eukaryota; Metazoa; Arthropoda; Insecta; Hymenoptera; Vespidae. The coding region runs from base 190 to 777 and encodes 195 amino acids.